AAGAAAAAGAGAGAGAGAAGAAGAAAGAAAAAGAGAUAGAGAGAGAGAGAGAGAGAGAGAGAGCGAGAGAUACAAAUCUCGUACGAAUCGCACUUCUCGCAGCGACGACGUAUUCGCGCGCGCAGUAUCGGCCAAUCAGCAAUCGCGUAACGCACGACGUUCGCGUUCGCGUCCGCGCGAGUCGCGCAGUGCACAGUGGGAAGCGAAAGAGCGACGGAGUUUGUUUCCGCGCUUCCUCAGUUCGGCCCGGAUACCGCGAGCGGUGUUGGCACGCGCGCGUUCGUCCGCUCGUUUACACUCGCUCGCUCGCUUCCGGGGACGGGAGAAUCGCGCGCGCGUGGUGCGUGGCUAUGCAGCAACCCCGCGUCGUCGUGGCGAGUAGGUAACGCCAACGAGAGACGCGACGAGCAACGCGCGGGGGUGCGCAUCGCAUCCGCGUCUCCUCCGCCGGCUUGGAUUCGCCGGCGGCGUGUAAACACCGCAGGGAUACGCGACGUGUCGUCGUCAACAUGUGGACCACGAUGCUCGUGUGGACGGUCGCCGUCGUCCUCUUGCCGACGCCCCGAGCGGUGAGCGCGUCUGGAGUGUUCGAGUUGAGGCUAAAGUCCUUCGUGAACGAGUACGGCAAGGACAGCCUGGGCAAGUGCUGUUCCGGCAGCGUGUCCAGGACGGGCGAGUGCUCGGGCGUCUGCAAGACGAGGUUUCGGGUAUGCCUGAAGCAGUACCAGGUGAAGAUCGACACGACGUCGGCGUGCACGUACGGCGACGUGGUGACGCCCGUUCUCGGCGAGAACGUGGUCAACCUCAGCGCUAAUGUCGCCAUGACGAGCUUCACCAACCCCAUCAGGUUCCCGUUCGAGUUCACGUGGCCGGUAAGUUUUUUUUUUCUCUCUGUGACGCGUGCGUGUGUGUGCGUAUGUGUAUGUGUAUGCACUCGAUUAGUCUGAACGGAUCUCGUCGAUGGUGCGUGUUAUUUCA
Molecule: messenger RNA, 978 nt
Organism: Harpegnathos saltator (Jerdon's jumping ant)
Lineage: Eukaryota; Metazoa; Arthropoda; Insecta; Hymenoptera; Formicidae
Product: neurogenic locus protein delta-like
Exons: 2
Coding region: 510-947 (145 amino acids)
Biological process (GO): Notch signaling pathway; multicellular organism development
Cellular component (GO): membrane
Source: RefSeq, a predicted model, not a curated record